AUGGGCGAUGCGCAAUGCACAAUUGCUGUGGUUGGGCUAGGUGUUCUUGGCCUUGUGACGGUCAAGAAUUUGCUUGAGGAGGGCUUUGACGUUACUGGCUUCGACCGAGAGCCUUUUGUUGGCGGGUUGUGGCACUACACCGAAGACGACAGGACGUCGGUUCUCCCAACAGCCACUAUCAUCAAUAUCUCAAAAGAGCGGGGUUGCUUCACAGAUUUUCCUUUCCCAGAGGACACCCCGAGUCAUUGCACCGCUGGGCAUGUACAGCAAUAUCUCGAGAGCUACAUAGAACACUUCAAACUGGCUCCACACCUGCGGUUGAGUACCUCUGUCAAGCGAGUUAGCAGAGAUAAUGUGGCGAACAAAUGGGUAGUUGACAUUGACGGUGCCGGCUCGGAGUAUUUUGAUAAAGUGAUCAUCGCCACGGGUAUCAACAGCAGCCCCCAUGUCCCGAAGCUGGAGGGAGUCGAGGCUUUUGAAGGUAAGUGCCUCCACUCUCGGGCAUUCAAGAGGCCCGAGCAGUUCAAAGGUCAGAAGGUCGUUGUCGUCGGCCUGGGAAACACAGGUGCCGACACCUCUGUUAGUCUUGUGGGCCAAGCCGACAAGGUCUACCUUUCCCAUAACCACGGUGCUAUUAUCAUGCCCCGGACUGUUAACGGCGGAAUCCCCAUUGACCAUACUCUGACUUCCCGUAUGACCAAGAUUCAAAGCCUGUUGGAGUACUACCUUCCCUCAGUCUACGAAAUGGUGUUCAACGCAGCACUAAAGAAGAUACAAAACGCCAACUUCAAGCUCAAGCCAGAGUGGAAGGUCUAUCCCGCACCCUCCCUCAAGCAUGCCGUGCCGAUCAUCUCAGACAACCUGGUCGCAAACCUCGAGUCCGGCGCCGUGCAGUCCGUCGCGGGAAUCAAGCGCGUCGUCGGCCCGCACGAGCUCGAGCUCGACGACGGCACGCGCCUCGAGGGCAUCGACACCAUCAUCUGGGCAACCGGCUACCGGACCAGCUUCUCCGUCCUGGACCCGGAGGUCGACCCGACCAGGCACACGACGCCGCGCUGGGCCGCGGCCAAGGGAUCCCGCGGGAAGCCCCUGCCCCGGCUGUACCAGAACGUCAUCUCGCUCGACCACCCGGACUCGCUGGCCUUCAUGGGCUGCGGGGCCUUCGCCACGGGCGCCUUCCCCCUGAACGACGUGGCCUCGAUGGCGCUGGCGCAGGUCUGGAAGGGCGCCUCGCCGCUGCCGCCGCGCGGCGAGAUGGAGCGCGCGGUCGACAGGCAGCACGAGUUUGUCUGCGGCGUCGCCGAGUCCGGCAGCGCGGUGCCCGGGUGGGUGCGGCAGCACGAGUGGAUGGCGUGGGCGAACGCGGCCGCGGGCACGGGCGUGGACGAGUACCUCGGCUGGACGCUCGCGGGCUGGAAGUUCUGGUACCGCGACCGCGAGUUCUGCAGGCUGCUCGUCGACGGCAUCUACACGCCUCACCUGUUCAGGGUGUUCGAGACGGGGAAGCGGAAGACGUGGGAGGGCGCGAGGACCGAGAUCGAGAGGGUGAACCGAGCGGUUGCGGCGGCGAGGGCGGCGAGGGAUAAGAAGGCCAAGGCGAAGACUGUGUGA
Messenger RNA from Thyridium curvatum, 1611 nucleotides. RefSeq lists its product as uncharacterized. The coding region runs from base 1 to 1611 and encodes 536 amino acids. Lineage: Eukaryota; Fungi; Ascomycota; Sordariomycetes; Thyridiales; Thyridiaceae. Gene Ontology annotation, molecular function: flavin adenine dinucleotide binding; NADP binding; N,N-dimethylaniline monooxygenase activity. The record is from RefSeq and is a predicted model, not a curated record. The transcript is spliced from 6 exons.